Molecule: messenger RNA, 2436 nt
Organism: Chara braunii
Lineage: Eukaryota; Viridiplantae; Streptophyta; Charophyceae; Charales; Characeae
Source: the annotation of a GenBank genome assembly
GCUUGCGUGUGGAGGCGACCGUUGCAGGGGUCCCCGUGGAGGCGGGCACGCGAGUGCCGUUGGCAGCUCGUCUUUCGAAUGCGAAGUGGGUGGUAUGCGCAGCCAGUCGAUAUCGAUGAAGCAAGAACGUCCACCUCCCACCACCCCCUGCCGGUCGUCUUCCGCGAGCCGCUAUAUUGGACUCUGCUUCCGCGCUUUGUCGUCAUCGAAAGGUGGCAGAUCUGUGUGUCGUGUUUUGCUGCAGGAGUGCAUGGCUGACAUGGUGAGGAAGUUAGCUCUGCUAAUCAUCCUGCUUGGGGCGAUGGUGCUGUUCAUAGCUCUGCACGCGUGCCACGUGGCCGGUGCUCGCAUCCGGCGUGGAAGGAGGAAGGGGUUGAAGAGGCUUCGUCAGGGCGCUUCGGGGAGCAAAGGGAUGGGGGAUGAAUACAGUCGGGGUUGUGAGGGUUUUGGGAUGGGGAGGGGGGCGUACGAAGGAGGGAGUGGAAUGCAACACUACCUCCACCACAAGUUUGAUCCAAAUUUGUAUUCGCAUCUCUCUCCUCACCAGCAGCCUUUGCCUGAUGACACGACCUGGACGUCCCCUCCGUCGACAUUGGGUCUGGCAUGGGAGUCGACACAGACAUCUUAUGACACACCACCGCGAGUUGAAAGCACCGGAGGGGGUGUGGGUCCCAUGUCCGCUUUGCUGGGCGAAACGCGGGGCAGAGGCCGUCAUCCAUUCGAUUUGCAACCGUCACCCACGACCACCAUGGACGUGUCUAGAACGGUCCUCGUCCAGCGGAGUGGACAGGGUGGCGGUGCGAGCACGCAGACAAUGCAUGCCAGUGGCCUUGACGACGGGAUGUCAAUGCAUCGGCCGAACCAGAUCUCAAGGCCUGCGCCUAGCCAGGCCGCACCAGCGGGCAGCGUGCCGUAUCACCAAACUGCGGCAGGCGCGACCAUGCAGGAUCAGAGGCCUGAUCUGGGCGGUGUUGCGGAAUCCCCUCGAUGCGUGGAGCGUAUUGUCUGCCGGUUCAAUAGCUUGAGGGCUACCAGCGACGGUGACGGAGCAGGCACGACCAUGCAGGAACGGAGGCCUGAUGUGGGUGGGGUAGCGGAAUCCCGUAGAUGCGUGGAGCGUGUUGUCUGCCGCUUCAAUAGCUUGCGGCCGACCAGCAACGGUGAUGUAGGCGGCCGUGACGGUGGUGCCAGCAAGACGGACCGCAUCGACAUUGAAGACGAUGACGGUGACGACGAUGACGAAGACGAAGCUCCUGUCAAGGAAGCAGCCUCCAUCGGGACGAAAAAGCAAGCUUCCAAAGGUCGUGGGAAAGCGAAGGGGAAGGAUAAGGAAGGUGAUACGAACGGCGAGGGAGGUGGGAGUGGAGCGCGGGGGAACUGGAGUUUGAACGAGUCCCUCGUUCUUGUCCGGUGCAAGAGGGACCAAGAUGACUACUUCGCUAAUGUGGGAACCAACUUCGCCAGAAUGAAAACGAAGGACCAGAAGUGGAUGGACAUCGCUAAGCGGAUGGAGAAGGAUGGAGUUCGGCGGGACGGAGAGCAAUGCAUGAAGAGGUGGGAGAACAUAUUCGGGUGGUACAGGAAAGUGUGGGACAGGGAGAAGGACUCGGGACUGCAAUCGUACUUCCUCAUGACCACGAAAGCACGGAAGGAGAAAGGGUACAAGUUCAAUCUAGACCGCACUGUAUAUGACGCGAUCCACAUCAUGCAGGGGAACAACCAGGUCAUUCACCCGCCGAAUCUUGUGGACAUAGGCAACACAAAAGGACAACAGUCACAACAACGUGAGCAAAGCCAAGCGGCUGCAGGUGGUGGGGAAGCAGACACUUCGGCGAGCGAGAACAGGGGAGCGGAUGCGGGGGACAGGUGUGGCAGCAGGUCGUCUUCUAACGGCAUUCAUGGCAAGCGGAAGAACGCCAGGCAACUGGCUUUCAAGGCGGUGACGGAUGUGAUGAAAACGCACUCGGCCGUUGUCGCGGAGUCCGUGAACCGCGCGAGCAAGCGACAAUGCGACGUGCUCCAAAGGCAGUGCGACAUAAUGGAGAGGGAGGCGAGAACGCAGGAGAGGCAAUGCGAAGUUCUCGACGUCGGGCAACGGAUGUUUGCGGCAUUACGAGGUGGACGCGAACGGAGAUACAAUUUCCACGUCAUCGUCGCGCUGGGAUAUGCGGAUGACAUGCUGCGCGAGGUAGUUGGCUAUGCAACGAAAGUCGGUCGCGCGAUCCCCAACCGCUGGGAAGGAGGAGUGGACGUUCUCGCUGACAUCGUCGACCUCCUAAUGUCCAACAUCGCGAUCGAGCACGACGACCGCAUGACUGUUCCUGCGGAUUUUCGGGUGCACCCCGAUCCUCCCAUGCACAACCCCUCGGGUCUACGCGGCGAGAUCCACAGCAUCAACGAGUAAGUGUAGAUGGAAUCGAUGGCGGCAAAGCGAGA